CGCGAGCUCCAUCUGGGUUCACACGCAGCUACAGGGAGAGGUGCUGCGCUCGUGCAGGAGGCAGGAUCCAUGGCAACAAUCAUGGCAGAAGCGGAGACCCGCCAGAAGCUGCUGCGCACCGUCAAAAAGGAGGUGAAGCAGAUUAUGGAGGAAGCUGUCACCAGGAAAUUUGUUCACGAAGACAGCAGCCACAUUGUGUCCUUUUGUGCUGCAGUGGAGGCAUGUGUCCUGCAUGGGCUCAAGCGGCGAGCGGCUGGAUUCCUGCGCAGCAACAAGAUAGCAGCGCUCUUCAUGAAGGUGGGCAAAAGCUUCGCCCCGGCGGAGGAGUUCUGCAGGAAGGCCCAGGAGCUGGAGCAGGUCAUGGAGACAAAACGAAGUCAAAGCCUGCAGAGUCAAGACAGCCUUCGCAGGAUGCCCCGGCUGCCGAGCCUCAACCCUCCUGGGGUCAAGAACCUGUGGAUCAGGACGGCUCUGUUUGAGAAAGUCCUGGAUAAGAUUGUCCUCUACCUGGUGGAGAACAGCAGUAAAUACUAUGAGAAAGAAGCUAUCCUGAUGGACCCUGUGGACGGACCGAUUCUGGCUUCACUGUUAGUUGGACCCUGUGCUUUGGAGUACACAAAGAUGAAGACAGCUGAUCACUUCUGGACCGACCCGUCUGCUGACGAGUUGGUUCAGAGACAUCGCAUCCACAGUGGCAUCUGCAGGCAGGACUCUCCCACCAAGAGACCCGCGUUGUGUAUCCAGAAGAGACACUCCAGCAGCAGCAUGGAUGAGCGCCCGUCGCCUUCCCCGUCAGCUCGAGAAUAUGUGGAGUCGCUUCAUCAGAACAGCAGGGCCACGCUGCUUUUUGGCAAGAACAAUGUGCUGGUGCAACCGAGGGAUGACAUGGAGGCCAUCCCAGGUUACCUCUCUCUGCACCAAACUGCUGACAUAAUGACCCUGAAGUGGACGCCCAAUCAGCUCAUGAACGGGUCUGUUGCAGACUUGGACUAUGAACGCAGUGUAUACUGGGACUAUGCCAUGACAAUCAAUUUAGAGGAAAUAGUGUACUUGCACUGCCAUCAACAAGUGGACAGUGGGGGGACGGUGGUGCUGGUCAGUCAGGAUGGGAUCCAAAGACCUCCACUUCGCUUCCCCAGAGGAGGACAUUUGCUCCAGUUCCUGUCUUGCCUGGAGAACGGUCUGCUCCCUCACGGACAGCUGGACCCUCCUCUCUGGUCCCAGAGGGGAAAGGGGAAGGUGUUUCCCAAACUGAAGAAGAGAGUUCCUCUGGGAUCCGGGUCCACGGAGUCAGUUUCUGACAAGGAGGAGGACGAGGCCACCGACUACGUCUUCCGCAUCAUCUUUCCAAACAGCCAGUCUGAUUUUGUGCCUCCUCCAGAUCUGAUGGAUCAGGGAGCCGCCCUGUGGCAGCCCAGCCUCAGGAAGACUUCGUGUUCCUCCUGCUCCAAGGGGAACGUCUCCGAUGGCGCCGCGCACAAAGGGUGCAACUAUGAGAGGACUCCCCUGAAGCUGCUGUGUGACAACAUGAAAUAUCAGAUCAUCUCCAGGGCGUUUUAUGGAUGGCUGGCGUACUGCCGCCACCUGUCCACCGUGCGCACGCAUCUCUCCGCCCUCGUCAACCACGCCAUCGUGGCGCCCAACGCGCCCUGUGACGCCUCCGGGGGGCUCACCACGGACGUUUGGCAGACAUUUCUUAAGGACUGCACCGCCUACAAAGAGCAGGAGCUGCUCCGCUUGGUCUACUUCGGCGGCGUGGACCCCUCGCUGCGUAAGGAGGUGUGGCCUUUCCUGCUGGGUCAUUACCAGUUUGGGACGUCGGAGGACGACAGGAGGGAGGUGGAUGAACAAAUGCAGGCUUCCUAUGAGCAGACCAUGAGCGAGUGGUUGGCAUGUGAGGAGGUCGUCCGCGAGCGAGAGAAGGAGCAGCACGCCGCCGCUUUGGCGAAGUGCUCCUCUGUGGCGAGCGUGGACAGCUCCAGUCAGAGGAUGACCCAUCAUGACUCCACUGUGAGCAACGAGUCUCAUUCGUCUCACAGCUCAGACAGGGAGAGUCUGGCUCGCCUCCAGAGUGACUCCAGCAGCAGCACACAGUUCUUCACAUCCUCCCAUCCCUUCCCCUGGAGUAGUCUGCUUCCCUUUGGCUUGUUCUUUCAGGUGUUUGAGUCCGUCGAGGAGCAGGACCAGACCGAGUCGGAGUCCAAGACCGAAGAGGCCAAACAGUUGCCGAAGAUGCCCAACGGAGCUGUGCAAAACGAGUCAAGCUCUCCCGACUCUGGGCAUCCUUCCUCACGAAACUUCUCCAUCACCUCUGGCCUUUCAGACGGCUCCUUCAGCACAGAGGACAGCUCCGCACCUGAUGCGUCCCAGAGAUCCACAGCUGUGCCUCUGAUGUCGCAGAGCUCCGCCAAAGCUGCAGCGGGAGAGGCUGAAGCGUUGACAGUCGAGAGUCAGGUGGCGAGUGAAGAGAAGGACAAAGGGGAGGAGGAGAAAACAUUUGACAGCACGGAUAAAGACGGAGCCAAAUUGAAUCCUGGAACACAGGACAGCACAAAGUCUGGAAAUGUGAAAAAGGAAGGAGCAAAUUUUGAAGAUAAAGACCCAAAAGUGAACAUUGAAGAAAGUCCUCAGAAACUCUCUCCAGUGAAGACCGAGGAAGCUUCCAAACACAAAGAAAAAAACGUGACACCGAUUAAAGAAAUGGAAAAAUUAAACACAACCGUCACAUUUUCUCAAGAUAAAGAAAAAUCAAAAAGCCUUAAGGAAUGUGAGGAGGAACAGAUUCUGGGCGCCUCGAUAUCGGGAGGAGCUUACAGCUCGUCUCAGAAAGACGAGACCCAGCCUUUGACUGAGUCUGACGAGUCUCCUUCCGCCAUAGAAAUGGAGGAGAUCCCCAAGGCUAAGGUUUCCAUGGCACCCUGGAGCAGGAGAGGACACUGUGAGACUUCGUCCUUCUCUGAGGAUUCAGCAACUCCUGCGGAUCUGAGGCAGGACGUAGAAAAGCUCAGUCCCGAAGGAACAGAGUCCAUCCUGUCGGAGCCGGAGAUGGAGAGCCUUUACCCUCCCUUCGACUCUCUUCCAGCCGACGAAAACACGAAGGAUGAAGUGACCUCUCAGGGAGCGACUGGGAGCCCUUACUCUCAAGAGCUUUUGGAUUUAUACACCCUAAAUCUGCACCGCAUCGAGAAAGACGUCCAGCGGUGUGACAGGAACUACUGGUAUUUCACUCCAGCCAACCUGGAGAAGCUGCGUAACGUCAUGUGCAGCUACAUCUGGAGGCACCUGGACAUCGGAUACGUUCAGGGAAUGUGUGACCUGCUGGCUCCUCUUUUAGUCAUUCUCGAUGACGAGGCCAAAGCUUUCAGCUGUUUCAGUAAACUCAUGAAGAGAAUGAAUCAGAACUUUCCACACGGAGGAGCCAUGGACACUCACUUUGCGAACAUGCGCUCUCUAAUCCAGAUCCUGGAUUCUGAGCUGUUUGAGCUCAUGCACCAGAACGGAGACUACACCCACUUCUACUUCUGCUACCGCUGGUUCCUGCUCGACUUCAAACGAGAGCUGGUUUAUGAUGACGUGUUUGCUGUCUGGGAAACCAUUUGGGCCGCCAAGUAUGCCUCAUCAAGUCACUUUGUGCUCUUCAUUGCCCUUGCCCUGGUGGAGGUAUACAGGGACAUCAUCCUGGAGAACAACAUGGACUUCACAGACAUCAUCAAGUUCUUCAAUGAAAUGGCUGAGCAUCACAACAUCAAGCAGAUUUUGACCCUGGCCAGAGAUCUGGUGUGCAAAGUGCAGAUGCUGAUAGAAAACAAGUGAUUGUUGCUCUCGUCCUCCUUUCCUUCCAUGUAAAGAAGAGUCGGCUGUAGUAGCACAACAGUGUAACACACAUGAAUUCAUACAAUCUACACAAGGCCUUUACAUUCACAGGUUGCUGCUAUGAGCCUUACAGACUGUCCUCUGUGGUGUUUGUCCUGUCGGCACUAUGAGAACUUUGUCGAUCCGAGUGCACUUAAUAUUUUAGGAUAAAGACGUUCUAGUUGCACAUUUCAUGCCAAAACGUAAAGCUGAAUUCAAACAGAGACUAUAUUUAUGAGAAUAAUAGAUUGUGAUACUGCUCUAUGAAUUGUUUUAAUAGCCAACUAUUAAAAAAAACCCAAAACAAAUUACAAGUCAUCCCUUAACAAAAUAAGAUUAUAGGUAAGUUUUUUUUUUAAUGUUAUUUAGAUGCAAACAUUUAAACAUUAACCUCAUUAAUUGAUUUAAGAAUCUGUCUGGUAGCCAGAAAUCCAACUUGUUGCUUUAAACUUUGUGUAAUUAGCUUACAGUGCCUUGCUAAAGUAUUCACACCCCUGAACAUUGUUGUCGCAUUCCACUGCAAACUUUAACGUAUUUUAUUUAAAUUUUAUCUGAUGGACCAAUGGAAAGUAGCACAUGAUUUUGUAGUGAAAGGAAAAUCAGACAUUUGUCAAGGUUUAUUGCAAAUAAAAAGUGAAUAAGCAGCAUCGCAACAGACCUAAAAACACAACCAACAGCUGCGGAGAAAUUUACAGCAGGUUUGUGUCGUAAAACAAUAUCCUAAGCUUUGAUCGUGUGUGUGUGUGUGUGUAUGUGACGUCCACUUAAAUUAACAAGAGGAGCAUUAAUCAGAGACAAGAGUAACUUUAAAGGAGUCGCAGGAAUCAACAUGAAGCAGAAUACUGAGCGGCUCACCAGAUGUUGCAGCAGUAACUGUAGCAAAAUCUGGUUCCACAGAUUCUGCGAGGCUGAAUAUAAAUCCACACUGUUCAUUAUUUUCUUUACUUUCAAAAUUACGCAGGACUUUAUGUUGGUCUAACGUUUAAAAACUCAAUAAAAUGCAUUGAAUUUGAAGUUCAAAGGGGUUUUAGUACUUUUGCAAGUCAGUGUUACAGGAAAAUGUAGUGUUUUAAGUGUCCUAAAACUGCGUUUUCUGCCAGUUUGUUUAUUUUUGUAUUUGUUGUGUCCUCAGAUAAAAUUGUGUUCAGAAUAUGUUGUGAACCCUUAACCCGAUACUUUGAUGACUAACAAGUCUGUGGGCAGAAAUUCACACAGACGUGUACAUGAAAAGACGAGCCUAAUUUCACAGUCCUUGUGAAUUGUUUUGCAUUGUUCCGUGAUCUUCUGCUUAUUUUGUCAAUCGAGUGAGUUACUUACUUUUGUUUUCUGUACUGUCUUGCAUUGUCUGGUGCCUGCUUGUUCAAUCAGA
This is a messenger RNA of Poecilia latipinna (sailfin molly), 5221 nucleotides long. It is a transcript of the gene sgsm1a, whose product is annotated as small G protein signaling modulator 1a. The transcript is spliced from 25 exons. Lineage: Eukaryota; Metazoa; Chordata; Actinopteri; Cyprinodontiformes; Poeciliidae. Gene Ontology annotation, biological process: activation of GTPase activity. The coding region runs from base 70 to 3813 and encodes 1247 amino acids. Gene Ontology annotation, molecular function: GTPase activator activity. The record is from RefSeq and is a predicted model, not a curated record.